GGGUCGGUUCCCGACCAAUCGGUAGCGCGGAUGCUGGACAUGGCGCCCUGUACGUUGUACGGGAUUAGAAUUGCGCCGAGUGUUACGCCGCACGUCAGUGCAGAGCUUUGUAACAAACGACAACAACAACAACAACAAAAAAACAUUUAACAAAUUAAACUUUAGCUUCUCGGUUAAAAGGGCCAAUUAACUAAGGGUGCGGGAGAGAUUAAAAGUCACCAUGAGGGCCGUCCCGUCGUGGAACGACAAAGCGUACGACAAGGAUAAAGCGGAGCAAUGCAUAAAUGAUUUGGCGUUCAAACCAGAUGGGACACAGCUGAUCGUGGCAGCAGGCACCAAGGUCCUGGUUUAUGACACUUCGGAUGGGACGCUGAUACAGCCACUGAAAGGACACAAAGACACAGUAUAUUGCGUGGCAUAUGCAAAGGAUGGGAAACGCUUUGCCUCUGGCUCAGCAGACAAAAGCGUCAUCAUUUGGACGUCCAAGCUUGAAGGGAUCCUCAAAUACACGCACAAUGACGUCAUCCAGAGUGUGGCCUAUAACCCUGUGAGCCACCAGUUGGCCUCCUGUUCCUCUAGCGACUUUGGGCUGUGGUCUCCAGAGCAGAAGUCAGUGCAGAAGCACAAGGCUUCCAGCCGCAUAACGUGCUGCAGCUGGACCAAUGACGGGCAGUACCUGGCUCUGGGGAUGUUCAACGGCGUCGUCAGCAUCCGCAACAAGAACGGCGAAGAGAAGGUGAAGAUUGAAAGGCCAGGGGGCCACCCCGUCUGGUCCAUCUGCUGGAGCCCAUCGCGGGAAGAUCAUCACGACACGCUAGCGAUAUCGGACUGGGGACAGAAGCUGUCCUUCUAUCAGCUCAGUGGCAAACAGAUCGGCAAGGAUCGCACGCUGGGCUUCGACCCGUGCUGCGUGAGCUACUUCUCCAAGGGCGAGUACGUGGUGGUGUGCGGCUCAGGCGGCCGCGCACACCUGUACACGCGCGAGGGCGUGCCCCUCGGCCCCGUCGGGGAGCACCCGGCGUGGGUGUGGAGCUGCCGCGUCAAGCCCGACUCGGAAUACGUGGCGCUGGGCAGCCAGGAUGGCACGGUGUCGUACUUCCAGUUGGUGUUCAGCACGGUGCACGGCCUCUACAAGGACCGUUACGCCUUCCGCGAGAAUAUGACCGAUGUCAUUGUGCAGCAUCUCAUCACCGAGCAGAAAGUGAGGAUCCGCUGCAAGGAGCUGGUGAAGAAGAUCGCCAUUUACCAACACCGGCUCGCGAUCCAGCUGCCGGAGAAGAUCGUCAUCUAUGAGCUGGUGUCGGACGACACCGCCGACAUGCAGUACCGCGUCAAACAGAAGAUCGGCCGGCGCUUCGACUGCAACCUGCUUGUCGUCUGCUCCAAACACAUCAUCCUCUGCCAGGAGAAGCGGCUGCAGUGCCUGACUUUUGGCGGCCUGAAGGAGCGUGAAUGGGUGAUGGAGUCACUAAUCCGGUACAUCAAGGUGAUCGGCGGCCCCGCGGGGAGAGAGGGGCUGCUCGUGGGCCUCAAGAACGGACAGAUCCUGAAGAUCUUCGUGGACAACCUUUUCCCAAUCGUGCUGCUCAAGCAGGCGACGUCAGUGCGCUGCCUGGACAUGAGCACGUCGCGCAACAAGCUGGCCGUGGUGGACGAGCACAACGUGUGUCUCGUGUACGACCUGCGCACGCGCGAGCUGCUCUUCCAGGAGCCGAAUGCGAACAGCGUGGCGUGGAACACGCAGUGCGAGGACAUGCUGUGCUUCUCGGGCGGCGGGCUGCUCAACAUCAAGGCGAGCGACCUGCCCGUGCACCAGCAGAAGUUGCAGGGCUUCGUGGUCGGGUACAACGGCUCCAAGAUCUUCUGCCUGCACGUCUUCUCAAUGUCGGCCGUCGAGGUGCCGCAGUCGGCGCCCAUGUACCAGUACCUGGAGCGCGGGUUGUACCAGCAGGCGUACCAGAUCGCAUGCCUCGGGGUCACGGAGACCGACUGGCGGCAGCUGGCGCUGGAAGCGCUCGAAGGGCUCGACUUUGACACGGCCAAGAAGGCUUUUAUCCGAGUGAGGGAUCUCAGAUACCUGGAGCUCAUCUACAGCAUAGAGGAGCGGCGGCGGCGUGGCGAGAGUGCCCAGGAGCUGUUCCUGGCGGAUGUGCACGCCCACCGCGGACGCUUCCACGACGCCGCCAAACUCUACAAGCGUGCCGGCCACGAGAGCCGGGCUCUCACCAUGUACUCCGACCUGCGCAUGUUCGACUGCGCCAAGGAGUUUGUGGCGUCGGGCGACCCCAAGGACACGCGGCUGCUCAUGCGCAAGCAGGCGGACUGGGCGCAGGCGGUCAAGGACCCCCGCGCCGCUGCCGACAUGUACCUGGCGGCCGGAGAGAAUGUCAAGGCGAUUGAAAUCAUCGGGCAGAACGGAUGGGUUGACAUGCUGGUGGAGGUGGCGCGCCGCAUGGACAAGGCAGAUCGCGAAUCGCUGGCGCUGUGUGCCCAGCACCUGCAGAGGCUGGGCCAGCACGGCUACGCGGCCGAGGCCUACGGCAAGAUGGGGGACUGGGCCGCCCUGCUGCGGCUGCACGUGGAGACACGACACUGGGACGAGGCGUUCGCGCUGGCGGAGCGGCACCCCGAGUUGCGCGACGGGACGUUUGUGCCAUACGCUCGCUGGCUCGCGGAGAACGACCGCUUUGAGGAGGCGCAGAAAGCGUUCCACAAGGCGGGGCGGCGUGGGGAGGCGGUGCACGUGCUGGAGACGCUGACGCACAACGCAGUCGCCGAGAGUCGCAGCAACGAUGCGGCGUACUACUACUGGAUGCUGUCGACACAGUGCCUGGACAUCGCCGGCAGUGACACGGCGCAGGCGGAGGAGAUGCUGAAGAAAUUUGAGCAGUUCCAGCACCUGGCUGAGCUGUACUACGCCUACCACUCCAUCCAGCGCUACACCGAUGAACCGUUCACAUCUCACCUUCCCGAGUCGAUCUUCAACAUCGCGCGCUUCCUCCUGCACAGCCUGGGGCGAGACAGCCCACCGGGGAUAUCCAAAGUGAACACUCUGUAUGCCCUGGCCAAACAGAGCCGCGCGCUGGGCGCCUACAAGCUGGCUCGCCACUGCUUUGAGCGUCUGCUGGCGCUGCGGGUGCCGCCCCGGCUGCAGGAGGCCGUGAUGCUGGGCAGCAUCACCAUUCGCUCAAAGCCCUUCCAGGACAGCGAGGAGCUGAUUCCUAUGUGCUAUCGUUGCUCCACCAACAACCCCUUGCUCGGCGGACGUGGAAACGCGUGCGUCAACUGCCGCCAGCCGUUCGUCUACUCCUUCUCAUCUUUCGAGGUGUUGCCCCUGGUGGGAUUCUCCCUGGAGGACGGAGUGGGCGAUGAGGAGGCCUUGUCGCUCAUCAACCUGGAGGGGCCUCCCGCCAGCGCCGGGCAGCGUGGGGACACGCGGUGGCGCGAAUCGCGAGCCGGAAAGGCGGACAUGAUGGUCAUGGAAAAUAGCGAGGAGGCCGGGGGGGAGGCUAACGACCCCUUCGCUGCUCGACUCAGCUUCGAGGACGGCGCCGAGUUCGUGCCGGUGGUGCUGAACCGCGCGGCACUGCGCUCGCUCAGCCGGCGCCAGGUGCUGGUGAAGCGCUGGCCCUCGCCGCUGCGCUGGCAGUUCUACCGCUCGCUCAUGCCCGACGUCCCCAUCACCGUGUGCUCCUCCUGCUUCCAGAUGUUCCACAGCGAGGACUACGAGCUGCUCGUCCUGCAGCACAACCGCUGCCCCUACUGCCGGCGCCCCAUCGAGGAGAUGGCGCAGUGAACGGGCUGCUGCUGCUGCUGCUGCCGCAGCUCCACUGAGACUCAGCGGGCGCAUAAUGGCCACGUCCGAGCAACCGAGCCGGUGCCACUUAGACCCUGGGCUCAAUCUUUUAAUGCGCGGUGUUUAGGCAUGUCGCGAUUCAAUUACUCGAUUUGACAAUUUAUUUUUACACGCGGUCACGAGCGUGUCAAAUCGAGCUUGUGAGAUUGACUUGUCAUGCAAUGCAAAUGAUAUGCAAAUUGCGCAGAAGUGGAGAAUCUAUGGGCUCGUGGUGGCCGCAUGAGACCUACCGCUUAGGUACGGCCCACGACCCAUAUUAUCUAGCCGCACUAAGCGAGUAAUGAAAGGGAAUAAUUUUUACCCUGGCGACGACACUGUAAUUUUAUCGUGCUCAGCCACUUGCAUCACUACAGGGGGGGGGCUCUUGCAGGGACAGAAGCAGCUGAGGCGUGCGUUGAUGUAGCCGAUGGAUGUAAAUAGACAACAAACGCAAACAAGAAACAACAUUGACACUUGAAUCGAAUCAUGAACGUAAAUUGUGGCAAACAUUACACGCCUACCAAGUGUCUCUCUUCCUCUUGUCAUCAUAAGCUCUUGUCAUCGUACCACAUCUCUCUUAAAUUUUUAUUUAAAGCUUUCGUGACUGCAGUAAUUCAUAUUCUUAAUAAUAUAUAUAAAACAUAUAUAGUUUAUUGUUUCCCUUCAACGUGACUUUACCGAAAGAGCCAAGAAUACACAUCUCUCUUGUGCACAUUUUUUCUCACCUCACUGCAUCUCUAUCUCUCACCUAAGGCUCUUCUGUCGUCAUGGUGGUGGUGGUGGUCCACCUCCCAGCCCCAAAACAACUUAUGGUUAUGGCCUCCAAUGGACGAGCAUCGGCCAUUGGCUGAGUAGACCAAAAACACAAGAACACUUAGGUUCAUACAGAGGUUGUGCUUUUGCCAUGCACUUUGAGGGACAAUUGCUGAAAGGUUGGAUGCGAUUUUUUAAAAGGACAACGUGAUCACUGUGUUUCUGGCUUAGGGCAGAGGAGAUGAUUAAACACACACAUUCCUUCACAUUCCCCAGUCUUGGGACGUUUCAUAAAAUUGUAUUUAAACCAUGAAAGCAGAUGUGUUUAUAAAUAAAGUGCUUAUGAUUUGUAAAAAAAAAA
This is a messenger RNA of Petromyzon marinus (sea lamprey), 4949 nucleotides long. It is a transcript of the gene IFT122, whose product is annotated as intraflagellar transport 122. Gene Ontology annotation, biological process: protein localization to cilium; intraciliary retrograde transport; non-motile cilium assembly. Gene Ontology annotation, molecular function: protein binding. The record is from RefSeq and is a predicted model, not a curated record. Lineage: Eukaryota; Metazoa; Chordata; Hyperoartia; Petromyzontiformes; Petromyzontidae. Gene Ontology annotation, cellular component: non-motile cilium; intraciliary transport particle A.